Wyeomyia smithii (pitcher-plant mosquito) is the source of this 838-nucleotide messenger RNA. Its product is annotated as apolipoprotein D-like. The transcript is spliced from 4 exons. Bases 117 to 707 code for a protein of 196 amino acids. Gene Ontology annotation, molecular function: pigment binding. NCBI's taxonomy places the organism in Eukaryota, Metazoa, Arthropoda, Insecta, Diptera, Culicidae. The record is from RefSeq and is a predicted model, not a curated record.
GUAUACGGAACGAAACGACGACUAACUGUAAUUGGUAAUGACGUUGUCACCGUCGAGUAGCUAUAAAACACGGAUUUUCAUCAUUUGGACCCAUUGCUUUCGUGAAAAAUAAAGAAAUGGCUCUUAUUCACUAUACUAAAACCUUAGUGUUAGCUUGUCUAAUGGUCGGAACUUCAGUGGCUCAGGUUAUUUCGCUAGGCGAAUGUCCAGUACAUCCGGUAGUGCAGAAUUUUGAUCUGGCAGCUUACUUGGGCCAGUGGUACGAGAUUAGCCGUUACGAGCAGGCCUUCGAGCGUGACGGCGAGUGUAGCAGGGCGGCUUACUCUUUGAACGAUGACGGAUCGGUUCGGGUGGACAACCGAAUGCUGGUUCCACCGGAAAGUGAAUUUCGGGUCGAAAUUGGACAGGCCUUUCUAUCAUUUCCGAAUGAGCAACCUCUUCAGGCUAAGUUGAACGUUAGCUUUUUUGGAUUACCCGCGGACAGAUCGAAUUAUUGGGUAUUAGAUACGGACUAUACUACAUUCUCGUUUGUGUGGAGUUGUUACCCAGUCAGUGAUAACAUAAAAGCAGAAAGCUUCUGGCUUCUCUCAAGAUCAGUUCCCUUGCCAGAAAGUGUACAGGAACGUGUGGAAGAGUUGACAGAUUUGUAUCUGGACCGGCGUCAAGUUAGACCCACGCAGCAUAAUCUGGAUUUUUGUGUAAACUAGAACCAUGAGCCUUCUCCAUGUUGUGACGGGACUGCUGCGUAGUUGAAGACAACUGUUAAAUAAGAAAUUUUCAGUAGUUUGAAUGUAAUUCACUAACGCACGCAUCUUGUUUGAAUAAAAUAUUAUCAUAC